AUGCCUGAUUCACUUGGCUCAGAUACGACAAUGCCCAUACUACGCGUCGGAGAAGCGACACCGCCGCCUCGACCAACCGCCUCGUCCACCCAACAGACGCCACGGGUAUACAGCACCAGUCACUUGGCGAACUCCUCCGAACCUCGUCGGCACGUUGACGACGCUCUCAAGUCUGAACUCGGCGCGCUCUACAUCGACAAUCCUCAAUUCUUCGAGACGUUUUUCGAAAGCAUACCGGGGCUUGCGGCCGCAUCCAAGGCCGUCUUCGAGAAAUGCAGAGACGAAACAGAGGGACUCUUCGGCACAGGCUGGACUGGGUGGCCCAGGCUGCUGAUCAGGCCGAAACUCGCGAGCUUCUCGCCAGCCGCCCUCCCGCCGUCCAAGAAGGUGCUGGCUACGCCAAACACGGCCAUCCAAGGCUCCCCCGGAGAGCGCAAGCUGGACCUUGGCUUUAUAGACUCGGCUGUCAGUGAGGAUGAGGGUUAUUCCUGGUCUCAUAUCAUGAUUCCGGGCGAGCUGAAGAGCAACCCGUCCGCAGAUGCCGCGUCAAAGACAGGGCGCGACCUAGCUCGUUAUGCACGAGAAGUCCUGUCUGCUCAGGACACUCGUCGCUUUGUCUUAGGGUUUACCAUAUGCGGAUCCCUCAUGCGUGUGUGGCAUUUCGACCGACUGGGUGGGAUCGCGUCGAAGUCAUUCGAUAUCCACGAGGACGGAGAACGAUUCGUGCUCGUAAUCCUCGGCUUCCUCAGUAUGAACGAGGAGCGACUCGGACUUGAUCCAACAUUCACGACAGCAGACGGUCAGCGGUAUAUCGAGAUCGAUCGGAACGGCACAGUCGAGCGCUUCAUUAUCGACAAAGUGAUAUCCCGCGCGCGGUGUAUUGUCGGCCGGGCUACAACAUGCUGGAGAGCUCAUAAAGAAGGCGAGGAGGAUCGCUCAUACGUGAUUAAGGAUGCGUGGCAACACUGCGAGCGUGACGAAGAAGGCGAGCUGCUCCGCGACGCCACCGAGCGCGGAGUGAUCAAUGUGCCUCACUAUUAUCACCAUUACACUGUUCAAGUCGGCCGCGAGACUGAUGAUGUUUUCAACAAUGUGCGCCGAGGAUCCAGCGUGUCAGGGUCGGCGCGAACAGGCCGCCACAGCAGCGCGGCCGGCUCGAAGAGGUCCUCCAGCCAAGCAGGUGCUCUGCCGCCGCCGAGUAAGCGGCCUUACUCCAGGUCGCCCACCAAGUCCGUCAGCGCCGCGCUGGCGAACAGAGUUCAUCGGCGCGUCAUCACGUACGGCUACGGAAUACCGAUCUACCUAGCGCCCUCUCGCUCAGCGUUCCUUGGGGCUAUGGUAGACUGCAUAAAGGCGCACGAGUCACUUUGGCGCAAGUCUGAGCAGCUCCACCGAGACAUCUCAAUCAACAACUUGUUGAUCCGCGAGGAUAAUCAUGGCGUGUUGCAUAAUGGACUGCUGAUCGACCUGGACCUCGGCAUAAAAAAGCAGCGAGUAGGUCCUUCGGGGGCGGUAGGAAUGACCGGUACGCGAGCUUUCAUGGCCAUCGGUGCGCUUCUGGAAGAACAACACACUUUCCUACAUGAUCUCGAGUCAUUCUUCUGGGUUCUUUUCUGGAUAUGCGUCCACUAUGGCGAAAAUGGCGAGCCGAGGAUACACGAUUGGUUCGAGACGUGGAACUACAUGGAUCCAACCGAACUAGCUCAUCUUAAAAAGGGGCUGGUCAGUGAUGAGGAGGACUUCAUUGACAGUGUUAAGAAAGACUUCACAAAGCACUAUCAAGUAUUGAUACGCUGCGUCAAUGAAUUGCGAAAGGUGGUCUUUCCCGACGGGAGAAGACGGAAAUCGCGCGAAGACGACGGGGAAGACGGCGAGGAAGACGACGAGAAAGACCUGGAACUCUACUCCUUGAUGACGGAAAUCUUGCGCGAGGCACAAGAAGAUCCGACGAUCAUGGAUGAAUAA
Molecule: messenger RNA, 1965 nt
Organism: Microdochium trichocladiopsis
Lineage: Eukaryota; Fungi; Ascomycota; Sordariomycetes; Xylariales; Microdochiaceae
Exons: 4
Coding region: 1-1965 (654 amino acids)
Source: RefSeq, a predicted model, not a curated record